This is a messenger RNA of Capsella rubella, 1666 nucleotides long. RefSeq names its product protein DETOXIFICATION 21. Lineage: Eukaryota; Viridiplantae; Streptophyta; Magnoliopsida; Brassicales; Brassicaceae. The transcript has 8 exons. Gene Ontology annotation, molecular function: xenobiotic transmembrane transporter activity; antiporter activity. Gene Ontology annotation, cellular component: membrane. Bases 1 to 1509 code for a protein of 502 amino acids. The record is from RefSeq and is a predicted model, not a curated record. Gene Ontology annotation, biological process: xenobiotic detoxification by transmembrane export across the plasma membrane.
AUGGCUGGAGGAGGAGGAGGAAGCGAGUUCACAGCGGCUUUGUUGGAAAAGACCGCGGAGAAGAGGGGUGAUGAGGAGGAUGAGUUGGGGAUGAAGGAGAAGGUUUGGACCGAGUCAAAGAAGCUAUGGGUUGUGGCGGCUCCGGCUAUCUUCUCGAGGUUUUCUUCGUUUGGAGUCUCAUUGGUAACUCAAGCUUUCGUUGGCCAUCUUGGCCCGACCGAGUUGGCCGCUUACUCCAUCACCUUCACCGUUCUCCUCCGUUUCAGCAAUGGUAUCUUGUUAGGUAUGGCCAGUGCACUAGAAACACUAUGUGGUCAAGCCUACGGAGCCAAACAAUAUCAUAUGCUUGGGAUUUACCUUCAACGUUCAUGGAUCGUCCUCACAGGUUGUACUAUUUGCCUCACUCCCGUCUACGUCUUCGCUGGCCCUAUCCUCUUAGCCUUAGGUCAAGAGGAACGUAUUGUCCGUGUAGCUCAGAUCAUAGCUCUUUGGGUCAUAGGCAUAAACUUUUCCUUCGUGGCUACCUUCACUUGCCAAAUGUUCCUCCAAGCUCAGAGCAAGAACCAGAUCAUUGCCUACCUAGCUGCUGUCUCCUUAGUGCUCCAUGGCUUCUUCUCGUGGCUACUAGUGGUUCAUUUCAAUUUGGGGAUCACUGGUGCUAUGUCCUCGACGCUCGUUGCCUACUGGUUCCCUAACAUUGUACAACUCUUGUAUGUCACGUGCGGUUGGUGUGAGGAGACGUGGAAAGGAUUCACUAUCCUUGCUUUUAAAGACUUAUGGCCUGUCUUUAAACUAUCUUUGGCUUCCGGUGGAAUGGUUUGCUUGGAGUUAUGGUACAACUCGAUCUUGGUACUCCUCACUGGAAAUUUGAAAAACGCAGAGGUGGCUCUUGAUGCACUAGCAAUAUGCCUCAGUGUAAAUGGAAUGGAGAUGAUGAUAGCACUUGGGUUUUUGGCAGCAGUAAGUGUGCGAGUCUCCAACGAACUCGGUAGGGGAAACGCAAAAGCAGCCAAGUUUGCAACAUUUGUAGCGGUUUUCACGUCACUAUCUAUCGGAACAGUUCUAUUCUUUGUGUUCUUGUUUCUAAGAGGGAGAAUUUCAUACAUUUUCACUACAAGUGAAGCUGUCGCCGCGGAAGUUGCAGAUCUUUCUCCACUUUUAGCCAUUUCCAUACUCUUGAACAGUAUUCAACCCGUUCUCUCUGGAGUUGCGGUUGGAGCGGGAUGGCAAGGAUAUGUUACUUACGUUAACCUUGCUUGCUACUACAUUGUCGGAAUACCUUCUGGUGUAAUCCUUGGUUAUGUCUUUGGUUUGCAAGUCCGAGGUGUAUGGAUAGGGAUGCUCUUUGGAACAUUUGCUCAGAGUUGUGUACUUAUCAUCAUGACUCUCAGAACUGAUUGGGAGCAACAGGUAUCUACGUCGUUGAGAAAUCUAAACCGGUGGGUUGUACCAGAAUCUAGAGAUGCAAAUCAAGUUUCAUCAGAGGAAAAUAAUACUCUUUUACAAUGAUUUGGUCACCAUUCUCCUUUAAUUGUUUUAAGUAAGGAUACUCUAUACUUGUUAAAGUAUGGAAGAUAGGGUAACACACAAUUAAGAUUUUGAUUUGUAACGAUUCAGAUUAAUGUUUUUAUAUGUUUUUUUGGGAUUUAUAAUCUUAAGACUUAUC